CAAAUGCAAAUGAAAUAGAAAUGGACAGUAAACAGGGUUUAUCUAAAUCGUUACAAAAGGAUUUAAUGUAUAUAUUUAUUUAUAAGGUGCUUCUGAAUUCUGAAUACUUUGUUUUUCUAAACAGGUUCUUCAUCACUCAGCCAGUUAUUGCUUCCUAAAAUCUGCUUUUUGAAAAACUCCUAAAGGCACUUUUAAGAGCCACGUCAGUCUGUUUGUAUCUGUUCUUACUGCUGUCCUUAUUGGUCUGUCUCUCUGUUUCUCUCCGCAUUUUUGUCUCUUUAACUCUUCAGCUAUUUUUUAGUCAACCUAUAAUUUUCCUUUUGUCUGUCUGCUGCCUUUUCUGUGUGUAAUUAUUCUUUGUUCAACAUGACACGCCCCAAAUUCAGGCCCUGUACAUCUUGCCAGACUCCCAAUCAGGCAAGCAGAAGAACCUGCUGUGUCUGCUUCGGAAGUCUGUCCACCAAACAGAAGCUAAAAGAAAAAGUAGAAUCAUUGGAUAGCCAGUGGGGGCAAGCUGUCUUGAAAAACAGAAAUGUUGGCCGGAUAAUUGAUUCUGCCCGCAUUGCAGUGCGGAAACUUGAGGCUAUAGGCUACAAGCCCAUUUUAUUUAUUGGCAAAAAAGACAAGGAUUCACAUAAGUGGGUAGCAGAUGUUAUUACCCAUUUGGACCCCACUUCUACUACAAGAAAUUUCCUGGAGAAGAUGCAGAGGGCAUAUGAAUUUAUACUGUCUAAGGGAACAUCCACACCAGUGCAACCCAAUACCCCCACAGAACAGCAGGUUGUGCAGUCCAAGAAUGCCACCAAGGAGCAUUGUGCCGACAAACAGACCCACAUCAAAGAGCACGCAGAGAUCCCCAGUGAAGAACAGGCAGAGACCCUGAUCAACAAGCAAGCAGAGAGCCUCGCCAAGGAGCAGCCAGAGAUGACCACCCAGGAACAUCAAGCUUCUAGGCUCCUCGAGGAGCAGCCAAAGAGCCUGUCAGACGAGCAGACAGAGACUGAUUUUGUUCUCAAUCUUGUUCCUUUAUCUCCUUCUUCUGUUCCAUGCUCCCAGUCUUUCCAACAAAGAAGAGAGACAGAAGCACCUCACAAACAACCUCUCCCACCUCUCCACCAACUUUUAAACCCACAGACCAGCCAUCUCUGCAGUCUCUUCAUCCACCUGCUAGCCACGCAAUCUCCCAGUCCUCAAGUCUGGAUGGCCAACAUGAAAAUAAGAAGAGAAAGAGCUGUCGAAGAUGUAGUAGGCAGAAGGUGUUCCAGUUUGAAGCAGUCACUGAGAGCAGGAUAAAUGAGG
Oreochromis niloticus (Nile tilapia) is the source of this 1299-nucleotide messenger RNA. RefSeq lists its product as uncharacterized. The record is from RefSeq and is a predicted model, not a curated record. The transcript has 4 exons. The coding region runs from base 367 to 1293 and encodes 308 amino acids. Lineage: Eukaryota; Metazoa; Chordata; Actinopteri; Cichliformes; Cichlidae.